This is a messenger RNA of Raphanus sativus (radish), 678 nucleotides long. RefSeq names its product FCS-Like Zinc finger 15-like. Lineage: Eukaryota; Viridiplantae; Streptophyta; Magnoliopsida; Brassicales; Brassicaceae. The record is from RefSeq and is a predicted model, not a curated record. The transcript has 2 exons. The coding region runs from base 70 to 486 and encodes 138 amino acids.
UCUCCUUUUUUCUUUCGCCAUUAACAUCUGAAAAUCUCAGAAGUUUUAAAAGUAGGUUAGAUAAUAAUAAUGGUGGGACUAAGUAUUAUAUUGGAGUCGACUAACAACAACAACACUCUCACCGACGGCUACAGUACUCCUAAACCGCAUCAAGUCGUUAACAAAUCCGCCGUCAUGGUCACCACCGCCGUCUCCUCCGAUCUCCGCCGUGAGAAUUGUUGUCUGAGUUAUGGGUUUCUGGAACAUUGUUUUCUCUGCAGAAAGAAACUUCUUCCAGCGAAAGAUAUCUACAUGUAUAAAGGCGAUAGAGCGUUCUGUAGCGUGGAGUGUAGAUCGAAGCAGAUGAUCAUGGACGAAGAAGAAGAAGAAGAAAACUUGAGAAGAGAGAACUGUUCGUUUACGGCUGUUGAAACGACGACGUCUUCAGGCGGUCAUCACCCUCACCGUCGGGAUCCGAGAAACCGAGCAGGCGGUUUCACUUUCUGAAACAUAGAGAGAGAGAGCAUUGCAAACUUGUGAUUUGACGUUUUCACCCUUAAGCUAAUUUUUGUCGUUUUUUUAAUGAGAUGUAAAACCUAAAGGGUGUUUUGGGUAUUCAGUUUGCGUAUCUAUGGGAGACCCUAGUUUUAUUGUUUAGUAGGUUCCGAACAGUAUUUUAAUUUAAGUUCUUUUCUUUUU